ACUAAUCGUUUAUCACCUAAAUCUAAAAAGAAUAAAUAAAAAAUAAAGAAGUAAACUAGAAAGGAGGAUUUAUCGUUUUGUUGUUACGAUAUAUCUUUCGUAAUUUAUACUUUUCAAAACGUGUGGUAAUCAAAAAAUAAAACGAGUACGAUGUAGAGUAAAAGUUAAAUUCAAUCUUCAAGUAUUUACUUCCUUAUGCGUAACCUAGUUUUUUGUAUAAACAAAAAUAUUGUCCACCUUCACCAAUAAAAUGCUUUCGAGAACUGUCAUAUGGAUGAUCCUGAGUUCGACCAUUGUAUAAAAGAUGCAUUAAAUAAUGUUCGUCCUUAUUUCAAAACAGGUGUUCCCCAAUGGAACAUUCCACCGUUUGAUCCAUUUUUUGCAAAGGAAGUCGUUCAAACGACCGGAAUUCCUAUGUUUCAUUACAAUCUGAAACUAAUGAACGUUACUGAAUCCGGAUGGACUGUUUCUCAAGUUACCAGUUUCAAGAGUGAUUUUAAUAAAAAUCUCAUCGAAUACACUCAAUUUUUCCCGGAAAAGUUCCUAAAUGGUCACUAUGACUUUACCGGUAGCGUUUUCGGGAAUAAACUAUCAAAUGCUGGAACGUGGAAUUUAGCUCUAUACGAUUUUAUUCAAACCACUCAAAUUAGUAAGCCAAGGGGAAGAGGAAGAGAUAAAUCCUUGAGGGUAAAGGUUACAGUUCACACCUGCAGAGAUAUGAAAUUGCAUAUUUCUCAUUUAUUGGGAGGAAGAAGAAUCUUAGAAAUAUUAAUGGAUAGAAUCAUAAACGCGGCUUGGCCACCAGGGUUCAUGAUUUUAAGGCCUUUAGUUAACGAUUUAGUUUCAACUGCUUUCACAGAUAUAUUUAAUGGCGUGUUCCAAGAGUUUCCAUUUAACGAUUUAAUUAAAGAAUAAUUAAUAAUUAGUUAUAUUAAUUGCUCAAAAAUGGUUAUUAUAAUAAUUUUUAAAAAGUCAGACUGAACAAAGUUUUCUGUUAGUAAUUUAAAAAAAGUUGUGAUAAUUUACACAAAAAAAUAGCUUUUACUAACUUUAAAUGUUGUACAUACACGCAGCUGUAAUGUUAUUUUCUUUUUUAAUAAUAAAUUGUAUUGUUUAGUAUUUAA
Molecule: messenger RNA, 1124 nt
Organism: Onthophagus taurus
Lineage: Eukaryota; Metazoa; Arthropoda; Insecta; Coleoptera; Scarabaeidae
Source: RefSeq, a predicted model, not a curated record